AUUUUAACCUUAAUACGUUUGCGAAACAAAACAUCAACCUUUACGGAAGUUUUAUUGAUUUUAAAUUUUCUAGUGAAUAACACAGAAAAUAAGUAUAAUUUAUUGAUCAUAAUCUAUUCCACGCCCUUGGAACGGCGGAUAACAUCAAGUGCAGUUAUAAUUUCACAUCGUCACGAAGUUAAACUGAAUUUUUUAUUAAGCAGUGAAUAUUUUAUAUCUAUUGAGGGGAAAAGAUAAUUUAGAUAUGGCAAAUUACGGAAACAAUCAAAAUUUUUGGGACGGUACAGGUCAAAAUCAAAGUCAAGAUUUCAACUUUGAAAUACCGGAUCAAGAAUUGCAUUUUCAAACCUUUGAAAACACCCAACAACCUUCUGGCACUCAAAUUACAUACACAAAUGUUCCACCAGGUCAAUAUGCGGGGUCGUUUUUAGAUGGAUCACAAGCAGCAACAGGCAAUUUGUACGGCAACACUGAAUUUGGUGAACAAAAAACCUACACAGGGAAUGAGUUUGAUGAUGAACCGCCAUUGCUUGAAGAACUUGGAAUAAAUCCCCAGCACAUAAUUCAAAAGACACUUUCAGUUCUAAACCCCUUCCGAACAACUGAGAAGAGUAUUUUUGAGGACACCGACCUGGCUGGUCCACUUGUUUUCUGCAUGGCAUUUGGCAGUUUCCUUCUUCUGUCAGGAAAAGUGACAUUCUCUUACAUUUAUGGAAUUGGAGUGUUGGGCUGCUUGGCAUUCUACUGCUUACUUUCAUUAAUGGCAACCACCAAUGUGACAUUGGCUGCUGUCAUUUCGGUUCUUGGUUACUGUCUUUUACCAAUGGUUGUGUUGUCAGGCAUAAAUGUUCUAAUCACAAUUCAGGGAUUGAUAGGAAUGAUUCUGACAGGAUUUUCAAUAUUAUGGUGUGCUAUAUCUGCGUCAAAGCUUUUCGUAACAGCACUUUCAAUGGACCAUCAGCAAAUCCUUGUAGCAUAUCCAGUUGCUUUAUUUUAUGGCGUCUUUGCGCUUAUUACUAUCUUUUAAGAGCUUUACGUCACAUCCAAUGUUCUUUUAAAGUAUUGAAUAAAAUAAGAAAUUUUUUGUAAUCUUAACAUUUUCUUAUCUCCCUUAAAUGUAAUUUUC
Messenger RNA from Clunio marinus, 1126 nucleotides. The record is from the annotation of a GenBank genome assembly. NCBI's taxonomy places the organism in Eukaryota, Metazoa, Arthropoda, Insecta, Diptera, Chironomidae.